Molecule: messenger RNA, 291 nt
Organism: Sphenostylis stenocarpa
Lineage: Eukaryota; Viridiplantae; Streptophyta; Magnoliopsida; Fabales; Fabaceae
Source: the annotation of a GenBank genome assembly
AUGGAUGCACUGUUUCCUCCCCUCUCUCUCAAAUCCGCACCUGCAAAUCGUCUCAUAUCAAUUGCAACAAACGCAAUUCAUCCCGCUUUUUUAUCCUUCGAAACAGUAAAUCACAUGCAACAUAUAGAGGCUGAGAAAGACUUGGGAAAAGAGGAGAAGAAGAGAGAGAAAUUGAAAGAUAAGCCCGGGAUUGCGGGUACCUUUCAACUUUUUGAUCGCUUCUUCUUCGUCAUGUAUGUAUCUCCUCUGUACUUGAUGAACAGGUGCUGCCUCGUGUCAUUGGAUGUGUGA